This is a messenger RNA of Funneliformis mosseae, 1293 nucleotides long. The record is from the annotation of a GenBank genome assembly. NCBI's taxonomy places the organism in Eukaryota, Fungi, Glomeromycota, Glomeromycetes, Glomerales, Glomeraceae.
AUGGCACGAAUAAUCAAAAAUUGCAUAACAAACCUAAUAGGAAUAUUGUUGGCGUUUGCACUGUGUGCAUUACUUCCUACAAACACUCAAGCCACUUCUUCACUCUCCGAGAAAUAUCGUGAAUGUGAAAGUAAAUUUUGGUACAAAAGUACUUUGGAUUUUAAAAAAUCACAAAAAUCAAAAUAUGAACCUUACGAUAAAGAGGAGAUGUUAAUGAAAUGGCAAAAAUAUUCUAAUUGUCGUUGUAAAUCCGCUUUAAAUGAGCUUAAAGGAAAAGAAAGUUAUUAUGUUUGUUAUCAAAUCGCUCAAUUUAAUAAAGCUUCGGGUGAAUUUAUUGGUGAAUUAUCCGUGUACAAAACGGGUGAUGAAAAAGUUGAUGUGGGCCUUAAAUUUUCUGAUCCUAAAAUAGUUGAUGGUCAAUGGACUAAAGAUGAUGAAGGUUACUUUCAUUCCAAGACAAGUCCUAAAUCGGUUGGAAAAGAUGGUAAAUUUUCCAUUGAAAAAUAUUAUAUUUCUGGUAAAAUUCCAAAGAAUAAAUCCUUGAAUAAGAUUACUUCAGAUGAAAUUUCUCCGUCUAAAUUAAAUGUUGGGAACGAUCAACAAAAGAGAGUUUUUCUAAAAAAAGAUCAAGAAGCUAUCAUUCCUUUUUCUAAAUUCGUUGAUAAUGGGUUGAAUUUUCAAACUGGUGAGAAUCCGGAUGACGCAACUGACAACGGAAAGAAUCCCAAGGAUCCGGAUGGCGCAGUUGACAGCGGAAAGAAUCCCAAGAAUCCGGAUGGCGCAACUGACAACGGAAAGAAUCCCAAGAAUCCGGAAGACGAAGCUAACAACGGAAAGAAUCCCAAGAAUCCAGAUGACGCAACUGACAACGGAAAGAAUCCCAAAAAUCCGGAUGGCACAGUUGACGGAAAGAAUCCAACAAAUGGUAAUGAUGGAAAGGAACCGGUCGAUGCAAGUCCAAUUUCAACUCCAAAAUCACCUGUACAAAUAUCAACUCCUAAUAAUAUUGAUGCUGAAAAAGGAACAAAUGAUACUACUAAUGCAGAAACUAAUACUAUUCCAACAUCUUCCGCUCCUGAAUCUCCAAAAGCAAAGCAAGAAGAAGCAAAUGAGUUGUCAGGAAUGAAAAUGACAACAUCUAUCGGUCUAAUUAUAUUCGGAAGUGUUGCUGGAGCUGGUAUUAUUGUCGUUUUAUAUAGUACCUAUGGAAGGCGUAAAUGGCGCGAGCAUUAUCGUCGUAGACAAGCUGCCUUUGCUGAUUCAUCUAACUAUAGUGGUGGACGAGCUCUCUAA